AUGAAUUUCCCCAUCAUGUUUGAAGAAAGCGAUGCAGUAGAAGGCCAUCAUGACGGCCUAGUGAUUUCACUCCCGGUUGGAAACUGUAUGAUCAAGCGAAUCCUUGUUGACAACGGAAGCUCCGCAAACAUCAUCAUGUUUGAUAGUUUGAAACAUAUGAACAUCGACGAGAAGAACAUCAUCAACAAGUCAACAAUGCUGGAAGGAUUCAGUGGGGAAACCAAGAAGACAAGUGGAGAGAUCACAUUAGCCACCUAUCCAAAAGGGGUCAACUUACAAGUCAAGUUCCCGGUGAUCGACACUUUGUCAUCAUAUAAUAUGAUUCUAGGUAGACCAUGGAUACAUGAGAUGAAGGCCAUCACCUCCACGUACCAUCAAGUCAUUUAA
Messenger RNA from Chenopodium quinoa (quinoa), 387 nucleotides. RefSeq lists its product as uncharacterized. The transcript has a single exon. NCBI's taxonomy places the organism in Eukaryota, Viridiplantae, Streptophyta, Magnoliopsida, Caryophyllales, Amaranthaceae. The coding region runs from base 1 to 387 and encodes 128 amino acids. The record is from RefSeq and is a predicted model, not a curated record.